Baudoinia panamericana UAMH 10762 is the source of this 3309-nucleotide messenger RNA. RefSeq lists its product as uncharacterized. The record is from RefSeq and is a predicted model, not a curated record. The coding region runs from base 1 to 3309 and encodes 1102 amino acids. NCBI's taxonomy places the organism in Eukaryota, Fungi, Ascomycota, Dothideomycetes, Mycosphaerellales, Teratosphaeriaceae. The transcript is spliced from 2 exons.
AUGUUCUUGUCCAACCUUGUCCAGAAGGCGCAACAACUCAUUGAUCCCGCGACACUCCCCGGACCACUCGCCAACCUAACCACUCCCUCCUCCCGCCCCUCCAAAGCGCAACUCUUCCGUCACCAGUUCCGACUCCCCGACACGCAGAACCCACUCUACGAAAUCACCGCCGAGCUCACCCUCCCCGAAUCAAAGUCGCCCCGACGCUUCCACACCUCCCAAGGCCAAACGAAAAGCUGGGAUAAGUCGAACUGGGAUCGCGGACCAGGUAUCCACUACGUGGGCCAGCUGCACCUGAGCGAGCAGUUUCUCUGCUUCAGUACUGUUCACUCUUCCUUCGUCUCUACGGCCUCCACCUCGGCAUCAAGCGCCUACACGGGAAGGACGAAUGGCACGGGACCGGCGGGGAAUGGCUUCACACUACCGCUCUGCGCCGUGAGGAGGGUGGAGAGACUGCAUACGCCCAGCCAUGAGUUCGCGCUGAGUAUCACGACGUGGAAUGGGUAUGAGCCGAGGUCGGAUAGUAAACCGGAUGCUUCUCCUGCACCACCGAAACUGAUCGUGCAGUUGGAGGGCUCACGACAGCAGUGUGAUCGCUUCUGCGAUGGGCUGAAGAAGGGUCUCCGGCAGGGUAUACGAGAGGUGGAGGGCAUGCGCACGGUGACCGCAGAUUGCUAUAGCGAGUACUUCCUCGCUACGGACUUUGAUCGGCCGGCGGCGGAUAGUACGAUUGAGAAGGAGAAAGAACCGCCUGAUACAGGGUUGGGCAGCAUAUUCCGGUAUCCGGGUAACAGUAGGAAGCUGCGGGAUCGCAGUAAGAUGCGGUUAUGGCAUGAGUAUCUGCGGGAGAAUGGACGGAAUUGCACGCUGGUGCGACAACCCGACUUUCAUCGGCUGGUUCGAGUCGGACUGCCGAACUUGUUGCGCGGCGAGAUGUGGGAGUUGACAUCGGGGGGUUUCUACUUACGUCUGCAGAAGCCGAAGCAGUAUCAGGAGACACUUGCCAAAUUCGAGGGCGAAGGCAGUCUAGCGAUCGACGAGAUUGAGAAAGACCUCAAUCGCAGUCUGCCGGAGUAUGCUGGAUUUCAGUCAGAGGAGGGUAUUGGCCGCCUACGCAGAGUCCUGACCGCCUACUCCUGGACCAACCCGGAAGUCGGCUACUGCCAAGCGAUGAACAUCGUCGUCGCGGCCUUACUCAUCUACGUCUCCGAGAAGCAGGCCUUCUAUCUCCUCUCCACCCUCUGCGACCGCCUGUUACCGGGCUACUAUAGCCAAACCAUGUACGGCACCCUGCUGGAUCAACGCGUCUUCGAAAGCCUGGUAGAAAAGACGAUGCCCAUCAUCUGGGACCACUUGCAGAAGAACGACGUCCAGCUCUCCGUCGUCAGUCUGCCUUGGUUCCUCAGCUUGUACAUCAACAGUAUGCCCCUCAUCUUUGCGUUCCGGGUGUUAGACGUGUUCUUCCUCGAAGGUCCGAAAGUGCUAUUUCAAGUCGGCCUCGCCAUCCUCCGCGUAAACGGCGAAGAACUCCUCGACGCCACAGACGACGGGACAUUCAUCUCAGUCCUGAAAUCGUACUUUGCCCGUCUAGGCGAGUCCGCACACCCUAAAUCCGAGAACCCGAAACACAGAGCCAUCACCAACUUCCAAGCGCUCAUGGUCGUGGCGUUCAAGGAGUUCGACGGCAUCACGCAACAUACCAUCUCGGAACAACGGUCCAAGCAUAAAGCGGCGGUGAUGGAGAACAUCGAGUCCUUUGCCAAGCGAACCUCCAUCCGCAACCUCGGCCCGGAGAGCAAGAAAUUAAGCCAGAAUGAUCUAGGAUUCUUAUACGACCGCUUCUACGCUGUGCUGUACGAACGUUCGCAGCGAGCGCAAAUAUUACAAGUGGAGGCGGAGCGGAAAGCGAAGGCUUCACGCGCGGCACGAGGGCCGGACGAGAUCGUCGCCGCGGCGCCGGAAAUGGGUCGCGUGGCGCUGGGCGGAGCGGCGAACGGUACAGCGAUGGAGUAUGACGCUUUUCGGGAAUUCCUCGCGGGGGUCGCCAAGUGGGCUGUGACGGAUAGCCCGAGUAGUCCUGUCCGCGGUGGUGACGAAGCUGAAAAGCAAAGGGGAAAUGGAGGGUACUUUGGCUCGGUGAGGAGUCGUAGCCUACCGAGUACCAUCAAUCCGUGGGGCAGUGGCCCGGAGCCGGCGGACCACGAUUUCAUGCAACGGUUGUUUGCCAAGUGGGAUUCUGAUCACAUGGGGGCGCUGACGCUGCAGAAUGUCGUUUACGGAUUUGCGGCGGUGAAGGGCAAUCGGGAUAUUAUGAGUUCUAUCAGCUACUUCUUCUCGCUUUACUCGGACUCGGAUGGGGAUGGCGGGAAGGUGGAUCGGGAGGGGAUUCUGCGGAUCUCGGAGGCGCUGUUGUUUCUGAGUCGGAGGGGUGUACCUGGUGGGCCACCGCCGAGUCCGGUUGUGAAUGGGGAGGGGGAGGCGAAGGUGCAGAGUAAAGACGAGCAGUUCUUAGGAGCGGUCUCGGCGUUUAUAAGACGGUGUUUCGAGUAUGCUGAUCCGGACCAUGCAGCUAAUCAGGCGGCGAGUGGCGUUUCGCUGCUGGACGUCAGUGACGACAAUGACGGCGACGACGACGCUAGCUCAAAGCCGGCCAGCGAGGACUCCAUACUAGCAAGGCCGUCAACGAACACCUUCGGCCAAACAUCCGCAUCCCGCCACGUCUCCGCCAACGCCGCCCUCGACCCCGGCAGCCCCGUCCACAUCACCCUCCCCACUUUCCGCAUGCUCGUGCUCGCCGACGAAACGCUCGAGGCUUUCUUCGACAGCGGGUUCGCGAAUAGCUUUAACCUCGUUGACGCGCCGGUGCCGUCGUCUACUAUUACUUCGUCCUCGCCCUUCUUGGGCGGGAACGCUUUCUCAGGCGGAGGGUUCAGUGGAUCGUCCGGUGUGAGUGCUGCGCAGCCGGCUAUCUCCCCCGGUGGAGCGGGAGCGGGCGUCGUGGGACCCGGGAAGGGGUUGAGAGGGAUGCUCGAUAACAUUGUCACGGACGGGAUGAGAGUUGCCGCCGAGGUGCGGAGACGCAUGGACGAGGCGCAGAAGGAAUUGGAUCGAGGUGGUGGUGGUGGGGUUGGUGGGGAGGAAGAUGAAGGCGAAGAGCAUGCUGGUGAUUUGCUCGAGGGUGCCGAGGCGAUGGAGUCGCGGAGUGCUAAGUCCGUUGAGGGCGUCAUUGAGCCAGUGGCGGGCAGUGCGAGUGCAAGUGUGUUGGAGGAGGCGAGGGAUGGGAAGGGGAGUACCAUGUUUGAGCGAUAG